AUGCCUCGACCGGGGAAAAAUUCUUACAGUGAUCAGAAACCUCCUUAUUCUUAUAUAUCCCUUACUGCCAUGGCUAUCCAAAGCUCUCAAGAAAAGAUGCUGCCGUUGAGUGACAUUUAUAAAUUUAUAAUGGACAGGUUUCCUUAUUACAGAGAAAAUACGCAGAGAUGGCAAAACUCCUUGAGGCACAAUCUAUCAUUUAAUGACUGCUUCAUCAAGAUCCCAAGAAGGCCAGAUCAGCCCGGUAAGGGGAGUUUCUGGGCCCUGCACCCAGACUGCGGGGACAUGUUUGAGAACGGCAGUUUCUUGAGAAGACGAAAGAGGUUCAAACUUCUCAGAGCUGAGCAACUGGCGUCCAAAAACUCUCAGAUGCUCCACUAUUUCCACCAUCACCACCACCAGAACAAACUGGGCAUCGGGCCACCUGAGGCUGCUGCAGGUGUUGGGAGACUGCCCCCGUUCCAAACCUACAGCAUUAACGGUGGACAGUCGACUGGAUUUAAACAUCCCUUUGCUAUUGAAAAUAUCAUAGGAAGGGACUACAAAGGUAUGAUGGCUGGUGGACUUCCUAUAUCGUCGGUGAUGCAUCACCUUGGGUACCCAGUCCCCAGUCAAAUAAGCAACAUGGUGAAUUCAAUGUGGCCUCACGUUGGCAUGAUAGAAUCCAUGGCCCCGAUGCCAAUCUCUCCAGAUUAUGGACCAUUUGGGGUACCCAUGAAGACAAUCUGUCACCCAACCAGCCAAACGAUGCCAGCUGUCCCGGUUCCAAUAAAGCCGACCCCUUCUCUGGCAGCAGUCUCUGCGAUAUCUAAUCUCGCUAGGAGUCCGGCACAACUCUGCUCAUCAUCAACUUCUGCACUGCUUGGUCAAACUCUUUCAGACUCCACAGCCGGAAAAAACAACUUUUUGCACCCAACUGUUGUCCAUUGUUAA
Molecule: messenger RNA, 933 nt
Organism: Polyodon spathula (Mississippi paddlefish)
Lineage: Eukaryota; Metazoa; Chordata; Actinopteri; Acipenseriformes; Polyodontidae
Product: forkhead box protein B2-like
Exons: 1
Coding region: 1-933 (310 amino acids)
Biological process (GO): anatomical structure morphogenesis; regulation of transcription by RNA polymerase II; cell differentiation
Molecular function (GO): DNA-binding transcription factor activity, RNA polymerase II-specific; RNA polymerase II cis-regulatory region sequence-specific DNA binding
Source: RefSeq, a predicted model, not a curated record